Amphiprion ocellaris (clown anemonefish) is the source of this 4569-nucleotide messenger RNA. Its product is annotated as BRCA1 DNA repair associated. The transcript is spliced from 21 exons. Lineage: Eukaryota; Metazoa; Chordata; Actinopteri; Pomacentridae. The record is from RefSeq and is a predicted model, not a curated record. The coding region runs from base 114 to 4421 and encodes 1435 amino acids. Gene Ontology annotation, molecular function: ubiquitin-protein transferase activity; metal ion binding. Gene Ontology annotation, cellular component: BRCA1-BARD1 complex; BRCA1-A complex; plasma membrane. Gene Ontology annotation, biological process: positive regulation of transcription by RNA polymerase II; negative regulation of fatty acid biosynthetic process; double-strand break repair via homologous recombination.
CAAACAGCAGUAAAGCUACUGCAGAAGAAGACGACAGUUGCGGGAAAACUGAAGCGGAUGGUUCCUGUGUGGAUAACUUCAACCUGUAACAAAACAAGCCUUUAAAAGUCGCUAUGAAAACCCCAGAGGCCACAGAUGUCAAAAAGGGGAUUUCAGUCCUUUGGGAGACUCUACAAUGUCCCAUAUGCUUGGAUUUAAUGACUAUGCCUGUAUCCACUAAGUGUGACCAUCAAUUUUGCAAAUUUUGUAUGAUGAAAAUUUUGGACAGCUCCAAACAAAACAGGGCCAGCUGUCCUGUGUGUAAAGCCAAGAUAACCAAAAGGAGCUUGCAAGAGAGUCCUGGAUUUCAGAGACUUGUAGCAGGAUUGCAGGAUUUGAUACAAGCAUAUGAACAUGACACUGGCACAAACUACUUCACUGGAAUGCCCAAGCCAGAAAAACACUCAAAGGUCACAGAUGCUGAACUUGCCAAACAUCCUCAUAGUAUAUCCUCUGGAGAUACACUUAGCACUGGCCAUGACAAUGUGCAAAGUGCAGACCAUGAUGAUCUUCCACAGUCAAACUCAUCAACUGUAGCAGCCCAGAAUGGAUUUGCAAGACUCAUGGGUCUUGAAGACUCAACUCCUUUGGCGACAGAAAACGAAGGUCUGGAUAGCGGCCUUGGUGACGCUCCUCCGACGUCUGACAAGAAAAUGUCCAGCCCUACGGAUAAUGUGGACCCAGUGCAAACAGAAAUGUCAGAUGUGGCAAAAGCUACAUCAACGCAUAAAACUAGAAGCAAAAGGAAAUCUGUCAACUCGGAGAACCCUUGUCCAUUAUUAGUUUCAGAUGAAACUGAACCCCAACCUCUGAGAAAAUCCUCAAGGAAGAAAUGCAAAAAGGAUUUGGUGCCUGACAAGAUUCUUGAGCAGAAACAGAAGAAAAGUUUAGAGAAGGUCGCUGAGUGGCUCAUGAAAGUCCCAACUGAAGGAAGUCUCGAGUUAGAGAAACCAGAUGAAGACGCAGACGACUCCGACAGCUGUUCUUCCACUUCAACAAUAAAUAUCAAGCAACACAUUAGGGACUUGAUUCCUAAGAAAGUAGAGCAAGCUCGAGCCCUUGAAGAGCAGGUGUUCGGUGCCGUCUACAAACGAGAGCGAAGAGGAAACCGUACCGUCUCUCCUCCACUUAACGUUUUUAUUGAGCCACCAACACCUUCAGAGAUGCAGACACAUGAAGGUGUUUCCAUACUAAGGGAGGAAGACAAUCUCACGCCUGCUGAUUGUGAAAGCAACACAGAGGGAGAUAAACAAAUGACAGAAGAAAAAAAUGACACCAGCAGUGAUAUUUUUAAAGUAGCAGAACAGAUGGACAUCAGGGAGGAAAAUAACACAGACACACAUGUGGACGAUUUGAACAACUUCCCAGAAAGUGACAAAAUUCAAGGUGAAGAUGAAGGUCUCUGUCCUGUGUCUGAUAUUGUACAACAGCAACCGGAAACCAAGACAAAGAAAAGGAUGCAUAACCCUGUGCAACAUGUUGACAGUGAUUUGAAAGAGAAAGCAAUGGCAAAAUCUGAAUGUACUGAGCAAAAGAAAACUGACAAGAGGAAAGGAAAAAAGUCAAAUAAAGGCAAGCCUGCGAGAGUCCCGAAGCCCCUUGUUCUGGUUGAAGUUCAAAAUGGAGAAACCAGUCCAAAGACUACAGCAAGAUCAGAAGAAGUACACGUACAAAUUGAGAAUUACCCAAGCAGUGAAGACCAAGAAACUCCUGUCAUGAGGAGCAACAGGAGAAGCAGAAGACUUCAGCUCUUUGCCAGUGAAGUCCAGGAGGGCUUCAAGAAAUCAAACUUGAAAGCAAAUGUACCUGAGAAAAACAACAGCGCUGCAAAGAAAUCUGAAAAUGCAAAAGGUGAAACACUGGGUGAUAAAUCACCUAAAAAAGACUACAUGACAAAGGCAGCUAAAAGAAAUGGAUGUAUUUACGAUGAAGAUAUAGGAGGAAUUGAAAACUUGGAGUCUGCUGAGGGAGCAUCUUUUCUGAAGACAACAGAAAAUGUUAAAGAGUCCAUUGCUGAUGCACCAAAUGCUGAAGCCAGUGCUGCUGUUUGUGUUUCUGCGGUCCCAAGUUCUUCAAGUCCACCUGAUACAACUGUGGUAGGUCCAACUCUUGAAAAUGACAAGCCAACAAAAACUCUAACAAACAGUGUUCACCUGGAAGCCUCAGUUUGUGAGAUUAAAUGUGCUGAAAUGGAAAAUGAGGAGGAAAAGAAUGACAGUGAGCUGGACACUGAGCAGCUACUCAGGAGCUUUAAAGCUGCUAAAAGGAAGUCUUUCCAUCUUGGUCGUCCAAAUGUGAAAAAGAGCCGCCAGUCUGACAAAGAAAACAUGCUUGUUACUGAAGCAGAGGAGGACUAUCCUGAUUGUUCUGGUGUUGCAAAGACAUCUGAAACCACCAAGCAAGAGGCUUUAAGAGACACUGGAAAGUCAUCCUGUAGUGAUUUGAUCCCACCUUCUAAUUCACCCAUCCAAACAAGAAAACCAAUCGCUGAGAAACCAGAUCAAGUGGCGAUAGAAGCCUUGAUCGCUGAUAGCAGCUGUUCAGGUCAGGACAGUGCGUCUAGUAACCUCAGGAAUAGUCUUAGCAGUGUCCUCAGUCCGAACAAAGUGACAAAAUCUGAAUCUGAAAGUCCUCAACUUUCUGUUAUCCCUCAAAUAGUAGAUUCUGGGCUUCGUUUCACAGCAGUUGAACAUGAGGAGCCAAACGAAGUCUCAAAGUCCUCUCAAAUCGAAGACAGUCAGCUUGAUUGCACUGCGAGGGAUGCUAGCAAAGGGAGUGAGAUAGGAGGUAGUGUUUCAGUGAGGAAUUCAGCUUCUAAUGUAAAAUACUGUUCAGUCAAUACAGCUGAACACAUCGUGAUUGCAGAGUCUUCAUUAAUCCAUGACGACCUGGUAUCUCCAUCUGUGGAAAUAGUCCACAAAGCAAAGACAAACAGUCAAGGCAGUGGAGAGGUCAGUGGCCAUUCUUCCAUUAAUACCAAUGUGAGGAAGACGAGAAGGGCUCAGAGGCUGGAGUCUUCAUCCGAGUCCGAUUGCAGCGGAUCCAAAGAGGAAUUACCAACUUUGACUCAGAUCUUUGGAACGUCGACUCGUCCCUCUGCUGUGAAUCAGGAUCAGAAAGAGUCUAACGAAGCUGACAGAUGUGAGGAUGCUGGUGUUACAGCUGAUGCAGCAGAACCGUUGAGCCCCAACAGUGUUCACUCCAGCCAAGGGUCUGUGGACUUGUUUGGCACACCAGAUGAAUGUGAUGUCCCAGUAAAUGACACCAGUGUUUCCUUUGAAUCAUCACAAUUCUCAAGUGAAGUCCUUGUUACACAGCAAAAGAUAGAAAUGCAGAAGGAGCUGGUGAGGCUGGAGAAGCUGAUGGCUCUGGUGUCAGAGGUGCUUCAGGAGAAAGAAGGAAGUCCGGCGAAAGAAGUCCCCUCAGAAACCCAUCAGGACAGCAAAACUACAGGCCAAGAUGCUCACAAAUCUCAUGUUUGUGACCAGGAUGCAGGCCAAGGGUUAGACGGGAAGCAUGUUCCAGAUGCAGGACAAGACCCAAAUGCAGGAGUCAUUGAGCCCAAUGUAUCAAAGCAUGGCGGCAUCACAGAGAACACAGUGCCGCACUCAAUAUGCACAGAGUUGAGUGUAAAAGGCUCUGGAGGCUCCAAAAUGCCAGGUCCGACUUCGGCAUCCAAAGCACUAAAGAACUACAGUUCACCAUCAGAUGGGCAUGAAGACAAAGAAAACAACAGCCCUCCCAAAGAUGGAUGUAAAGCUAAACUGUUGCUUGUGUCGUCUGGAUUAGGCCCCAAUGAGCAGAUAAUGGUGAAAAAGUUUGCAAAGAGAGUUGGUGCCCGUGUGGUUUCCCAGGUGACCCCAGAUGUGACUCAUGUCAUAAUGCGAACAGAUGAACAACUGGUCUGUGAGCGCACACUGAAAUACUUCCUUGGCAUUGCCAGCAGGAAGUGGGUGGUGAGCUUCCAGUGGAUUACUGAGUGCUUCAAACAAAAGAAGCUCUUAGAUGAGAGUCCAUUUGAGGUGAGAGGCGAUGUGGUGAAUGGAUUCAACCACCAGGGUCCCUGGAGAGCUCGUACUACUGACAACAGCAAUCUGCUCAUGAGGGGCUUCAACAUCUGCUUCCAAGGACCUUUUACAGACAUGACUACAGAUGAAAUGGAGUGGAUGGUGGAGCUCUGUGGUGCAGCUGUAGUUAGAGAUCCACUUUUCCUCGACAGCAAACAGAAGUCCCAUCAACUGGUCAUUGUACAGCCUAGAUCAGAGUCGUCGUCUUCUACAUACAGCAGUCUCUCCAGACAAGCCACAGUUUUGACCCGUGGUUGGCUGUUGGACACGGUUGCGACCUACACGCUGCAAAACUUCAACAAUUACACAGCAUGAGCAGAAGAACACACAGUAACACACAGUCCUCUCCUGACUUGUUUUAUAAUUCCAUUUUUAAUGAAACAUUCUUAAACUAAACUGUCAUUGUGCUAUUCUGUGUGUUGUAUUUGAAAAAUAUGAUGUAUAUAAAGUUUAAUCUGCAGAA